Liolophura sinensis is the source of this 1610-nucleotide messenger RNA. RefSeq lists its product as uncharacterized. Lineage: Eukaryota; Metazoa; Mollusca; Polyplacophora; Chitonida; Chitonidae. The record is from RefSeq and is a predicted model, not a curated record.
GUAACCUCCUCAAAUGUGGUUGUGGUUCACAGUAAUCUGAUUGUGGUUCACAGUAAUCUGGUUGUGGUGCACAGUAAUAUGGUUCACAGUAAUCUGGUUGUGGUUCACAGUAAUCUGUUUGUGGUUCACAGUAAUCUGGUUGUGGUGCACAGUAAUCUGGUUGUGGUCACUAAUAUGGUUGUGGUGCACAUUAAUCUGGUUGUGGUUCACAGUAAUAUGAUUGUGGUGCACAUUAAUCUGGUUGUGGUUCACAGUAAUAUGGUUGUAGUUCACAGUAAUAUGAUUGUGGUUCACAGUAAUAUGGUUGUGGUUCACAGUAAUAUGGUUGUGGUUCACAGUAAUAUGGUUGUGGUGCACAUUAAUCUGGUUGUGGUUCACAGUAAUAUGAUUGUGGUUCACAGUAAUAUGGUUGUGGUUCACAGUAAUAUGGUUGUGGUGCACAUUAAUCUGGUUGUGGUUCACAGUAAUAUGAUUGUGGUUCACAGUAAUAUGGUUGUGGUUCACAGUAAUAUGGUUGUGGUGCACAUUAAUCUGGUUGUGGUUCACAGUAAUAUGAUUGUGGUUCACAGUAAUAUGGUUGUGGUUCACAGUAAUAUGGUUGUGGUUCACAGUAAUAUGGUUGUGGUUGUUCUCCUCAAUGACCGUGAGCCUCAACACAGAAAGCUCUUCAAUGUAACCCAUCCCCAUCAACAUACAUGGUUACAAAUAAAACUAUCUCAUGUAAAAAAUAACCCCACCUUCCCAUUAAUAGUGUAACAUAGAAGCAAUGGGAUAUGUAAUGGUUACAGGGCAAGGUUUAACACAUGGCUCAAAGCAUGUUGAAAUUAGAGGGCAUCAGUACAUGGUUAGAAGUCAUUAGAAGCAGAUUAGAUGGCAUAGCAGUGGAAAUGUACAUGGAUGUUUUGAGCAUAUCACUAAUAUCAGAUUAGAGGAAAUAUAUGGAAUAAUGACAUAUAUGUGAUUCAAUAAUGCUGUACAUAUGAAAGGCAUGAUAACAGACUAGAUAACGGUAACUAAUCUGACAGGUAGAUAUACCGUACAUGUAUGGGUCUGAUCUGGGAGGAUAACUCGAUAUAUAGUGAAGGUCAACCAUUUGUAGGACAAUGAGUUCAUAUAUUUAGUUGCAAAUGUUUAAUUUUUUUGGCUAAAGAGUGUGCUAAUUUGAAAUGAUUUCUUUUUAAAUGAGCAGUCUUGAUUUUUACAACAUGAUUUUUACCUAUUCAAAAACAGUGAAUGAAUUAAACAGAAGUGCAUGUGUGGCUGCAAUAAAUGAUGUGAGAUAAAGUUUUUAUACCAAAAUAAAGAACAUCAACAUACAUCUGUGAUUGUCUAAUAUUGAAGUUACAUGUAUAAGAAAACACUACAUUUGCUUCUACAUGUCAAGACACAUACUAAUUACACAAGUACGUUACUGUCCACUAGAUUACACUAGAUGGACAAUAAUAAGUAGGCUGGCACUGCUUAGUGGUUAGAUCUGAACAACUAUUACACUGAUAGAUAAUUUGCAAAGCAGACUGGACAUGACACAGUUAGUCCAUAGACAUUCAUUCAUAUAAAUGCAUAUGUAUAUAAUAUAUACUGCUCCCGAUGCAAGGCAGCGAGGGAGAUCU